GUUAGAUAGAAAUGAGUGAAUAUAUUAACAGUUUGUUUGAGUUAGUUAAUUUAAGAAUUUGUCUUUGAUUCAAUAUACCUUUCAACAGAUUAUCCACUAAUGGGUAAAUAACACAAGCUACUAUGAUUUUCAUCUAUUUAGGUCAUUCAAUAAACAACAUUGUCCAAUUAGCAAGUCACUCAUAAGUAUCACGAACAACUUAUUAUUUACGUAAAUAUAAACAAAUAUUUUAUGUCCAAUUAUUAAUCGAAUAUUUUAUUCGCUUUUCUUUUAAAUUUCAAUAAAAGAAUUUCUACUCCCAUCAUAUACAGAGAUAUUCAUAUAAUAACAAUAGUAUGUAACCAUGGUUUCCGUCGAUUGACCUUCGAGUAACAUCGGUAAAUUUUCUGUAAAUAAUAGAGAGAAAGUAUAAAUUGAAUUGUUCAUUCGAAUUUCAAUUAAAUACGUUUAUAUGAAAGUAUACUGUAUUAUAUUUGAUAAAUAUAUAUAAAAAAUACAUUAAAUAUAAUAAUAUUUAACUUUUCACAGUCAUAUUAUUCACUUCAUCUUUCAUUAGGCAUAGUUUGCAUUUUCAUUUAAGAUUCUUACAUACUACUAGUGAUGUUACAAAUUAAAACAAAAAAGUUGUCUCAUUAACUACUGGCCUAACUGUUGUUACAUAAUCAAGUAAACGUAUGUAAUUUGCAAAACAUGAUUAGAUUGUUAUUUUACUUACAUUUAAUAGUAAAUGUCUAUCCAAACCAUACUUACAUUCAUAAUAAUAGCAGCUAUGGUGUAAUCGACCAGCAUAUAAAUCACACUACUAAUGAUAAUGAUCAUGAUGAUGAUGAUGAUGAUUUAUUAUGGUUACAAUGGAAAAGUUUACAUCAUAAAAAUUAUUCUACUCAUAAAGAGUAUAAUGAACAUCGUGAAAAUUGGUUGUAUAAUUUACAUUCUAUGAAACAACAUAAUCUAAUGUAUGAUAAAGGUUUAGUAUUAUAUACAAUAGGAUUAAAUCAAUUCUCUGAUUUAAAUUGGAGUCAUAUAAGUACAAUAUAUUUAACAAAUUUAAGUCAGUAUUUAAAUAAACAUAAACAAAAAAGUCAGAUGUUAUUGAAACAAUCUUUAAAUGAAACAAUAUUAAAGGAAAUACCAGAUUCAUGGGAUUGGAGAAAAGUAGGUGCUGUAAGUAAAGUUAAAAUACAGGGUAAAUGUGGUGCUUGUUGGGCGUUUUCAGCUGCUGGAGCAUUAGAGGGACAGUUAAAAAAUAGGACUGGUACUUUUGUUGAAUUAUCACCACAACAAUUGAUUGACUGUAGUCAUUCAUUUGGUAACCACGGCUGUUUAGGCGGUGAUAUGAAUAAUGCAUUUCGAUAUGUUGAAAAAGAUGGAAUACAAUCAGAAGAAAGUUAUCCUUAUUUGACAAAAGAAGGUAAAUGUCAACAUAUUAAAUCAUCAUCAUUAACCUACUCUAAAUCAAUUAUAGAGAUUAAACUCAAUGAUGAAGAACAGUUGAAGUAUGUUCUAUAUGAACAUGGACCAGUUUCAGCUGGCAUAAACGUAGAGCAACAAUUUAUGAGAUACAAGAACGGCAUAUAUCAAUCCCAGUCUUGUUCGUCUACAGAAGUUAAUCAUGCAGUUCUGAUUGUUGGAUAUGGAGAAGAAAAUGGUGUACAAUACUGGAUUAUUAAAAAUAGUUGGGGGACAUCAUGGGGAGAGGAUGGUUAUGUAAGAAUACGUCGUAAUUAUAAUAACAUGUGUGGCGUAGCAACUAUGGCAAGUGUACCGAAGCUAUAGAUACACCUGUUAAAUUAUCUAAAUAAACAGUAAGGUGUUGAGUUGAUUCUUUGUUUAAUACCGGGAAAUUUGUUGCUUGCGUUUAUCCGAAUACAAUAAUCUACAAUCACAAAAACUACUAAUACUACAAGGUUCAAAAUAUUCACUGUUAUAAGAACAUUGUUUUAUGAUAAUUACGGUACAUCAUCUAAUAAUAUGCCAUAUUUGUGACAGUAACCUUGCUCCCAUUCCCAAAUUUCAAAAUAUCUUUAGAAUACCUGAAAACCAGGCUCUUUUAUUACUAUUUUUACAGUUCCCGUGACUGCAUAUUUUCCAUUCAGUUUUCAUCAUCUUUGAUGAAGUUUUUAAUUUAUUUGAAAGGCCUAUUACCUUCAGCGCACUGUUAUCAAAAACAGCACUAAACAUUUCAUGAAAUUCCUGAGCAUUUCUUUUCAAGUUUCACCAGAAUUUUAUUGUUGAUUGAAUAGUUAGAAAUCAUGACUUCUGGAAAAUUCCAAGUACUUUGAUCAGAAGAAAGACAUAAAUGUAUUGCUACAAAUUAGUAUUUUAAGUAAGAUAAUAGUUAUAUAAAAGAGCUAUAUAAAGAGUUAUUUUAUGACCGGAG
Messenger RNA from Schistosoma guineensis, 2380 nucleotides. The record is from the annotation of a GenBank genome assembly. Lineage: Eukaryota; Metazoa; Platyhelminthes; Trematoda; Strigeidida; Schistosomatidae.